UCAUAAUGUUUGAGAGGCAUUCAGGCAGAAAACUGGAGAGAGUGACUCGAAUAUUUAAUUAGUUAAAAAACCGCUGAUCUUCGUCUCACAGAAAGGAUGACUGCUAAGAUAGCUGAUGAAGUUUCUGGGUCUCUCAGCGGAAUUAUAGACAGUAUUCCCAAAGAUGUGUACACAGCGGAGGGAGGUCUGCCUCCACAGAUUGUUUUUAAACAAGAGGCUGUUGGGGAGGAAGAGCUUGAGGGGAAACCUGGGGAGGAUGAAGGCGGUGAUCUUCUGUUCGAGGAGAAGAGCGCACAUGAGCUGCUGCUCCACGGCGACUUGGCACAAUACGUGGCUUCUUUACGCACACACCCUGUGUCGUUCACCGGGAAGUUUUCGGUGGACUCCAGAGGCGCAGGACAGUGGACGCCUGGGGACAUAAUUAACGUGGUCAGUGCUGACAUCUCCAACCCGGGACCGAUAACCGAGUCAGAAUCUUCCUCGGCAUCCCCAGACCUUUACGCAGCAGCUGGAGGAGGAGGAGGAGACGCAGCGGACGCGGGGGACUGUACCAUGGCGCACGGCCAGCCCGACAUCAGCCACAUGUAUGCGCCCCCUCACCCUCAUGCUCACCCCCAUCCCCAUGCUCACCCAGCGACCUCCUACUCCUGCAGCGGGGACAUGUACCAGGACCAAUCAGCGGGGGGCUACCUGGCGACGUCCACCUGCGCCGUGUCCUACCAUGCGCCUCCGUCCUACAACUCCAUGCCCAAACCAACAGUUGACAGCGCUGCGCUGCUCUCUAUUAUGCCAGAAUACGGGGGCUUCUACCAGCAGAGCUGCCAGAGAGACAUCCAGACGGCUUUCCCGGAGAGGAAAUCCCUCCCCUACCCACUGGACUCCCUCAGGGUCCCCCCUCCUCUCACCCCUCUUAACACCAUCAGGAACUUUACGCUCGGUGCGCCCUCGCCGGCUGCAGAGGGUCCGAUGGCUGCAGCUUUUCCUGGCCACCAGAGCCUCCCUCUCAGACCCAUUCUGAGACCCAGGAAGUACCCGAACAGGCCAAGUAAGACGCCAGUCCACCAGAGGCCGUACCCAUGCCCGGCGGAGAGCUGCGAUCGCCGGUUCUCCCGGUCGGACGAGCUGAGCCGGCACUUGCGCAUCCACACCGGCCACAAACCUUUCCAGUGCCGCAUCUGCAUGAGGAACUUCAGCCGCAGCGACCAUCUCACCACCCACAUCCGCACGCACACAGGGGAAAAACCGUUCUCAUGCGACCAGUGCGGGAGGAAAUUCGCGCGCAGUGACGAGAGGAGGAGACACAUGAAGAUUCACCUCCGGCAGAAGGAGAAAAAGUCAUCUGCACCCUAAUCCCCAGGGCGUGCGCGCGGCGUGAUGCUGCUGAAUGUAAACUUUAUGAAUUUGAACAUGACCCUCCUCGGCUUGUGCCUCAGUCUGCCUGCCAACAAAGCUCACGUGUUAUCCUGAUCUCACAAAAACAAAAGUCAUCUCUCGAAGCCAUAUCUUUAAAAUCAGGGAAAAUCAGAACCAGAGUUCCCAAUGAUGUGAUUGAGCAUGACGUCAUUGUUGAUCACAAUAACUAAAACAAUAUUCAUCACACAUCAGUCAGUGGACCUGAUCAUUAACUGACUCUUUCACACUCUACAAACCAUCAAUGAGUAUUGGGGAUUUUAAUUAAAUAAUUUGUAGAUGAGGUUUGGUUCACUUAAUACACUGUUGGUCUGAGUGGUGCCAGUGACCAGUUUCUGAGUGUGCCACAGUGUGCGCAGCUGCCUCAGCCUGUGGCAAGGCAUGAUUGUGUCUACUGUCUAUGCUUCAUAUUCUCAGGGAUUCAGUUACAAUUCAGGCUGCAAGAAUGAAACCACAAUCUUGUAGAUCAGCUGAAUAAUGCAGGGGAGUCUUCUGCUGCUCUGUCUCCAGCUGGGGGUGGUUUGGUUUCAAAAUGCAGUUAAAUGCAACAAAAAAGUAAACACAUAGUUACAGUGCUUUCAGACGUAAUAUUUAAAUCUGUUUCAAAAUAAUUCUAAACACACAAAUGUUACAACCUAUAACUAAAAUCAAAAUAAAUAUAUUUUCCUUAAAAAUGUAAAUAACUCAAGAUGACACAAAAAUUAAAGUGUUUUUUUAAGGGACUAUACAGUCGAGACAGAGACGUUAUGUUGUUUCAGUGUCACACAGAUAAUGCUUUUUUUAAAUCAAAAAUGUACAAAUGUAAGCUCUACAAUAUGUCAGAACAUCUGAAGGUUGAUAUUAACAUAAAACCACAUGCAAACUGGAACUGUUUUAGUAUGACACUGUCCGCUACUCAUCAUAUUUUUAAAAAAAGAGUGUUGGAGCAACCUGAGAGAUGCUGACAUCACAAUUCAGGAAGGGGAUUAAGUGAAAACUCAGUGAAUAUUUAAGGGCCUGUGUCCACUAAUGUGUUUUGUUUUUUUGCACUGUAGUGCCUAAUUCCAAACAACACCAAUGCAGUUCAGUAUUUUCAGAGCACUUAGUGUCCUCAGUGCAAACAUGGCAGAGGAGAAACUAAUCAGACUUACAUUUUCAUGGGUACAGUUUCAGGUCUGAGCUGCAGGACAUGAUUCCUCCCCUUGUUUUGAUGUUUCCUUUGAAAAUGAACUUGAAUAGAAUCACAUAUUAACAUGCAGAACAAAUAAAAAUCAGGGCGAGCAGAAGAGCAGUUAGACAACUUUCACAACCUGGACACUAAUAACAAGCGUUAUUUAGAAGUGCUCUGAAAUUGAGGUUGUGGUCGCUGCAAGCCAAAAAACGCUGUCAGUGGACACAGGCCCUAAUUGUAGAUGCAGCAGAAUCAAGCUUUUUUUAAUCCUGGUUUUGUAUCAUAUCUGGAAUGUUAACAAUGACAUUAAUAUGUUUGUUUUAUGCACAUGAUACAACGUUUUGUUUUAUUGCAGCUUUGUUACUUUGUUGGGAUGUUAUGACAUUGUAGCCUGAUAAUCUGUUUCUGUUUGGCUAGACUUUCUGUUGGCUGCAUUCUGGUGUGUUCAUGGACCUGUUGAUAUUUGUAAAGAACAAACCAGCAUUUUUACCUGAUGAAUGUGAGAGAAGGAGAGAAAGAGGCUAAUGAAAGCUGUGUUUUUUGUUUUAUAAUUUUUAUGCCAAAAAAAGUCGAGCACUAAAGCUUUUACUCUGCUGGACUGAUGCUUCUUGUCAAUGCAAUAAAUGUUGACUUGUCAAA
Notolabrus celidotus (New Zealand spotty) is the source of this 3199-nucleotide messenger RNA. Its product is annotated as early growth response protein 2b-like. The record is from RefSeq and is a predicted model, not a curated record. Gene Ontology annotation, biological process: regulation of transcription by RNA polymerase II. Lineage: Eukaryota; Metazoa; Chordata; Actinopteri; Labriformes; Labridae. Gene Ontology annotation, molecular function: DNA-binding transcription factor activity, RNA polymerase II-specific; RNA polymerase II cis-regulatory region sequence-specific DNA binding.